Scatophagus argus is the source of this 932-nucleotide messenger RNA. It is a transcript of the gene rpain, whose product is annotated as RPA interacting protein. The transcript is spliced from 7 exons. Gene Ontology annotation, biological process: protein import into nucleus. Bases 145 to 828 code for a protein of 227 amino acids. Gene Ontology annotation, cellular component: nucleus; PML body. NCBI's taxonomy places the organism in Eukaryota, Metazoa, Chordata, Actinopteri, Scatophagidae. The record is from RefSeq and is a predicted model, not a curated record.
ACUCCGCGCCUGCGCACAUCAAUGUCCGGUGAACGAGGUUAAAAGCUGAAAUGUUUUGUUUUUUGAGUCUUCCCCAACUUUAGCAAGUUUGUUAGAAGAACUCUCUGUACGUAUGUAACUGCACACUUGGUUUUAACACUACACAUGGAUGCCUUGCACAGACAUCGUUCACUCUAUAAAGGAACGACUCCGCCAUGGAAAGAAACUUACCGCAAACGCUGUGUAGACAGGCUAAAAAACAGUCGGUCGCGGUUGCUGGAGAGAUAUCGGCAGAUGGGAGAGAACCAGCAGCCCAGCGGCUCCGGGGCCUCCAUCAUCGUCCAGGAGGUCAUGGAGGAGGAGUGGACAGCCCUGCAGUCAGAGGACCGCAGACUGCCUUCGCUUUGGGGGCCAGAGGGCAUGAAAGAGAUGUUCAGUGUCAUGAAGGAGUAUGAUGAACUGGCAGUACUCGAAGAAAUCCAACAGGAGCUGCAGUCUCAAGAAAUGUGUAUUAUUGAAGAGUACGAGAAGAACCUGCAGUUUGAGCAGCAGUACAUAUCGUCUGUUGUGGAAGGGAUGGAGGAGAUGCAUAUUAUUUGCCCCAUAUGUCACACGAGAAACUUGAACAUCAACAGCCAUUUCAUCUCCUGCCCCUGUGGACUGUACAUUAACACUAAGAAACGGAACAUCACACCCGACGUCCUGCAGAAUCUCCUUGAGUCCAGGGUGUCGGAGCACAUGGAGAACUGCCUCCACAAUCCCGUCUUCUCUGUAGCAUCCAAUACAGACAGCCUUCCCAACCUGAUGAUAAGCUGUAAGGUGUGUGACUACCUGUCCAUUGUGCUGUGAAAGCAGUCGUGCUUGUCAUGAGUUAGUGAACUUGUGAGAUUUAGUUUGAGUUUUUUGUACUCUCUGUGUAUUUUCUGAUAAUAAAGGUUAUUUUUUUAUAUCCA